This is a messenger RNA of Polyodon spathula (Mississippi paddlefish), 1857 nucleotides long. It is a transcript of the gene nab2, whose product is annotated as NGFI-A binding protein 2 (EGR1 binding protein 2). Gene Ontology annotation, cellular component: nucleus. Gene Ontology annotation, biological process: negative regulation of DNA-templated transcription. The record is from RefSeq and is a predicted model, not a curated record. Gene Ontology annotation, molecular function: transcription factor binding; transcription coregulator activity. The coding region runs from base 192 to 1607 and encodes 471 amino acids. The transcript is spliced from 7 exons. Lineage: Eukaryota; Metazoa; Chordata; Actinopteri; Acipenseriformes; Polyodontidae.
AGAAGACUGAGAGCCGACAGAACUGGCUUAGAAAUACAUAUUUUUCUUCGGAUAAUUUGGCUGCACCGCUGCUUGAGGUGAAGCUGGCGGCGGCGGCACCACCAGUCUGCGCCAGCAAGCGCCCACCUGGAUCUGGAGCACAGAAUAAAGGACCGAGUCUGCUAGAUCUGAGCGAGGUUAAGGGGUCUGCCAUGUCCCUGCCACGAACCCUUGGUGAACUCCAGCUAUACCGUGUUCUACAGCGAGCCAACCUGCUGGCCUAUUACGACACCUUCAUCCAGCAGGGCGGCGACGACGUGCAGCAGCUGUGUGAGGCGGGCGAGGAGGAGUUCUUGGAGAUCAUGGCGCUUGUUGGCAUGGCAACCAAGCCCCUGCACGUCCGCCGGCUCCAGAAAGCCCUGCGCGAGUGGGCGACCAACCCCAGCCUUUUCAACCAAACCCUGAGCAACGUCCCCGUCAACAGCAUCCCUCUCUUCAAAAUCUCCGACACCACCGGGGGGCGCAAAUCUCUGAGUAACGGGCAUGCGUCGAACUCCCCUGGAGAGCAGGAGAGGUCUGGCCUCACUCCCCAGCGUAGCUCGAGCCCAAAGAGCCCAUCCUCCCAGAGCUCAGAGCUCUCCCGGGACAAACUGCAGCUCUCUCCGUUCGGCCGUCACACCCCAGAGCCUGAUGGGAACAGCCAGGAUGAAGAGCAGCCAAGCCCGCCGCCCACCCCCCCUACCACCUCCUCUCCAGUCCCAGGCGGGCGGCUGGAGCCUGAAGCUGCCCGUGCCGUGACUGAAAGCGUGGAUCGGCUCAUGAAGACCAUGCCCUGCGCCGAACCCAGCGAGGUCAAAGCCCUGCUGAAGCUCAACAAGAAGCUGGCGAAGACGGUGGGGCACAUCUUCAACAUGGAGAAUGGCGACCCGGCUAAAGAGGAGGAGAUCCGGAAAUACAGCCUGAUCUACGGGCGUUUCGACUCCAAGAGGAGGGAGGGCAAGCAGCUCAGCGCCCACGAGCUGACAAUCAACGAAGCAGCCGCGCAGUUCUGUAUCCGUGACAACGCUCUUCUGCUGCGCAGAGUGGAGCUGUUCUCAUUGGCCAGGCAGGUGGCUCGGGAGUGUGCCUACACCUCCACGCUGAAGGGUUCCAGAUUGAAUCCUGAUGAUAUCAAUGGGCCGGCUCUUAAAAAAAUAAAACAAGAGGUGACUGUAUCGGAAUGCGUCUCCUCCUCGCAUGAUCUCGUGGGUGGCCAGCAGGGAGCGCCGGAGAGCUCCGCCCCAGGGUUCCACCACGCCACUGACGAGGACAGUCUGUCUGGGGAGAGUCUUGACGGUCACACACAGGGUUUGGGGUCCCGCUCCAGUCUUUCCUUGUCCCCCUGCCCCCCCACUGACCCCACACCGACCCCCACCUGGAGCCGGCACCUCAUGCAGCAGACCUUGAUGGACGAGGGCCUCCGAUUGGCCCGGCUAGUGUCACAUGAUCGCGUUGGCAAGCUCUGUCUGCGCGCAACGGGGAGCGUCCAACCGACAGAAUGUGAAGAGAAAGUAACAGACAGUUCUCGUCCGAGCAGGCGAAGCAGCAGCUGCAGCAGCAGAGAGGAGCAGGAGAGCGGCUGCAAAUGAGAACGUCGUCCCCUUCAAAUGAGAACCUUCUACCCUUCACAUGAGAACAUCGUCCCCUUCAAAUACGAACCUUCUGCUCUUCACAUGAGAACCUUCUACCCUUCACAUGAGAACCUUCUACGCUUCACAUGAGAACCUUCUACUCUUCAAAUAAGAACCUUAUACCCUUCAAAUAUGAACCUUCUGCUCUUCACAUGAGAACCUUCUACCCUUCAAAUACGAACCUUCUACUCUUCACAUGAGAACCUUC